Penicillium paradoxum is the source of this 477-nucleotide messenger RNA. RefSeq names its product cytochrome c oxidase subunit VI. Lineage: Eukaryota; Fungi; Ascomycota; Eurotiomycetes; Eurotiales; Aspergillaceae. Gene Ontology annotation, cellular component: mitochondrial inner membrane. Gene Ontology annotation, biological process: mitochondrial electron transport, cytochrome c to oxygen. The transcript is spliced from 4 exons. Bases 1 to 477 code for a protein of 158 amino acids. The record is from RefSeq and is a predicted model, not a curated record.
AUGCCCUCCCUCUCUAUCUUCCGCGUGGCGACCCGCGCCGUUCGCCCUACUGGCUUCUUCAGAGCUCCCCAAUUGGCCCAGUCCCGGAUCCAGUCCCCGGUCACUCUGGCCGCCGCCCGCGCCUCCAACUUCGGUACUACCGCUAUGCGCCGCUCCGGCCACGAGGAUGAGACCUACGAAGAGUUCUCUGCUAGAUUCGAGAAGGAAUUCGAUGGUGUUCAGGACGUUUUCGAGCUCCAGCGCAACCUGAACAACUGCUUCGCUUACGAUCUCGUUCCCUCCGUUGAGGUCCUCACUGCCGCCCUCAAGGCCGCCCGCCGUGUUAACGACUACCCCACCGCUGUCCGCGUCUUCGAGGGUGUCAAGGCUAAGGUCGAGAACCCCGAGCAGUACAAGCAAUACCUCGAGUCUCUCGAGAGCCUGCGUGUGGAGUUGGGUGUUGCCCUCCGUGAGGAGCUUUACCCCCAGGAGGCGUAA